CGCAGGCGGAGGGCCGCCUUGACGUGCCUCGAAUGCCGCCGCCGCAAGAUCAAGUGCAGUCGCGAGGACCCAUGUGCCCAGUGCGUGGCAGCCAAUGUUGGAUGCUUCUACAGGACGUUUCGAGCUCCGGGAGAGCAUUCUGCGCACAAUACUCCACAAGCAAUCGGCGAGGCAGAGCUCUCACCUGCACAGAGGAAACGGGUCGUCAAGACGCCUGCGUCGACCGCAACAACCCAUGCAAAUUCGGUCCUGGACAUCGUCACACCGCAGGGCACGCCUAAAGACACUGCACCUGCCGGGGCUACGCAUUCAUCAUUGGACACGCUCGACGAAGAAGACGGACAGCCGCCCAUCUGGCCGCAACUGAUUACAAGGGCGGACGACGCGGAGAGCGUGGUGGACCCAGACGGCCUGCAGACCACCACCCAUCGGGAGGUCCUGGUCAGAGAACACGGCACCGGCAGUCCCCAGAUUCUGCUCGACAAAACGCGGAUGCCUGUUUGGGGGCAUUUGUUUGCAACCGCGCCACCGCUGCGCCUUAUCCUGUCAUGCGUCCUCGCCGCCACUGGCCAGCAAGCAGAUCCUCGCUUUGAGCGACAAGAUAAUGGAACAAAGGCCCUGGUCGACGAGAUGAGCACGCUGCUCAGGGAGUGCAAGCAGACUGCGCGGCGCGUCAAGCAGGGCCGGCCGAGCAGAAACCCGCCUGGCUCCCAGCCUAUGGACCUGGCCGUGCCAACCCGCGAGGUUGCCGACGAGGCGGCGAGGCUCUACUUCCGCAAUUUCGAGUCGACCCAUCGCAUCCUGCAUAUCCCGACGUUCUGGGCCGAGUAUGAGCAUUUCUGGCGGACACAAGGCCAAGGACAAGCGGAGGACCAACGAGGAGCAAGCUCCGAGACACCACCACCACAACGCCGCCAGCACCACCGCCUGCGCCUCAAGAUCCUCCUCGUCAUUGCCCUCGGCAUAAGCCUGGACCCCAAGCUGGCCUUGGACCACCAGUUCCGCAUGCGAGCCGAGCGGUGGGUUCACGCAGCCCAGCUCUGGCUCGCGGGCCCCGUCGAGAAGGACCGCCUCGACGUGUCGGGCCUGCAGAUCCACUGCCUGACGCUGCUGGCACGGCAGAUCUACUCGGUCGGGGGCGACCUCGUGUGGAUGUCGGCGGGCACGCUGCUGCACACGGCCAUGCAGAUGGGCCUGCACCGGGACCCGAAGCAUCUCGUGCUGCAGCACAAGGCACCCCGGAGCGGCAACAGCACGCUGGUCCUGCGCGCCGAGCUGCGCCGCCGGCUCUGGGCGACGGUCCUCGAACUCGUGGUCCAGACGUCCUUCGACGUGGCCCUGCCGGCCCGCGUGACUUGGGACGACUUUGACACGGAGCCACCAGCGAAUGUCGACGACGAGGACCUCGUGCGAGACGGUCUGGUCCUCGACGCGCCGACCAAGCCACGCGGGAAACCCAAGGGGGUUCUGACCCAGACGUCAGUCCAGCUGCUCUUGUACGCGUCGCUGCCCCUGCGCCUGAUGCUCCUCGAGCGCCUCAACGGCUUGCGAUCCGAGCUCUUCUAUGCCGACAUCCUCGCGCUGAGCGCCGACCUGGCGAGGGCCAGGAGCCACGCCCACGCCCAGCUGAGCAGGUUCCAGCAGCGCGAGGGCGUUGCUGCCAACCACGACCGGAACCCCCCAGCCCGCGUGACCGCCUUUCAUCAGAACAUGCUCAGCAUCCUCCUGGGCCGGUUCCUGUUGCACCUGCACUGCUCGUUCGCCGCCCGCGCCCGCGUCAACCCGAUCUUCCAUUUCUCCCUGACCACGACGCUCGACUUUGCGUUUGACGUCAUUUUCGCCGGCGACAAGGACGAGGGUGCGGCCGCAUUUGCACAUCUCCUGGCUUCGGCAGGGGGCAUGUUUCGCGAGACGCUACGGAACGCGCAGAGCGUGGUGUGCCUGGAGCUGCUCUCUGCUGUGCGGGCCCAUUACCUGCGCACCGGGCACAACACGGACCGACACAUUGCGCUCCUGAAGCACGUGGUAUGCAGGGCUAGAGAGAUAUGCCUGGCGCGCAUCCGGGACGCUGGCGAGUCAAACGUCAAGGCUUACCUAUUUCAGCGGCUCACACUAGCGCAGGCCGCGGCGAUAGAAGAUUCGGCGUCG
Microdochium trichocladiopsis is the source of this 2148-nucleotide messenger RNA. RefSeq lists its product as uncharacterized. Lineage: Eukaryota; Fungi; Ascomycota; Sordariomycetes; Xylariales; Microdochiaceae. The transcript is spliced from 5 exons. The annotation marks the transcript as partial. Gene Ontology annotation, cellular component: nucleus. Gene Ontology annotation, molecular function: zinc ion binding; DNA-binding transcription activator activity, RNA polymerase II-specific; RNA polymerase II cis-regulatory region sequence-specific DNA binding. Gene Ontology annotation, biological process: regulation of transcription by RNA polymerase II; DNA-templated transcription. The record is from RefSeq and is a predicted model, not a curated record.